Molecule: messenger RNA, 3463 nt
Organism: Candoia aspera
Lineage: Eukaryota; Metazoa; Chordata; Lepidosauria; Squamata; Candoiidae
Gene: RBM44
Product: RNA binding motif protein 44
Exons: 14
Coding region: 1-3045 (1014 amino acids)
Molecular function (GO): RNA binding
Source: RefSeq, a predicted model, not a curated record
AUGGUGAUUUCAGAGCACGAGCCCGUUUGCACCAAUCCGCGGGGCAGAGCGUCCAAGAAUCAGCCAAUGGCGUUUUGGCUGGAGGCGAACGUCCUCUAUAAAGAGCCGGUGCGGCACGUGGGCCUCAGGCGUGGAAAGGCAAUAGUUAAAUCCCAUCACCUCUCAAGCAGCUUUGAGAAAAAUACAUUUAAUAAAAUUGCCGUUAAUGUAAUUGCUUCAAAUAACUACCCUGAAACUGGGAUCAUGGAACACAGAGUUGAAAAAGAUGCAGAUACAUCACCCAUCUUGAAUGUAUCACAAGAGCCAGCACGUUUCCAAAAAUAUGAGCUUGAUAAUACCUGCAGUGAUCUUCAAACAGGAGCCAAGUAUUCAAUUUCAAGCCAGUCAUGUUACUUAAGUGCCUCAUGUUUAAACUUAACAAAAGAGAACCUAAGUUACUUUAGUUCAUCACUCAAUGAAGAAUUUAAAUAUGUACAUGAACAGCAACACAACAUUUCAAGUGCAGUGGAAAAUACAAAUGGAAUAGAAAUUAAUACAGAUUCCUCCUAUUUUAAGGAGAAUGAGAGUGAAUACAAAUGCAAUUAUUUCGAUGAUGACUCCCAGUUAGAAUACCACAGCACUGAAGAACAAGAUUAUGUUGAUUGUGACUGUUCAUAUAGGCAGGAAACAGAGAAUUCAGAGAUUUUUCAAGAAAAUGAACUGGUAAAUGAAGGUAGUGUUACAGAUAACCAGCAGCUAUUGAACAAAGUUGAAGAUACAUUUUCUACAUCAGGUUGUAUUGUUAUGGACCAUUACAAUUGCAAAGAAAUAGCAACAUUCCCCCAGAUGCUUCAAGAUGUCAGUUGUACAGAGAAUCAGUAUAUUCACUUAGAUGAAAAAAGAAAUGAAAGUCUUAGCAUGUUUUAUAGUAUUGUUGAAGAUUCAUCUCAUGUUAAUAAAGAAAAAAAUAAUUCGGAAUUAUUUUUGACUAGCAAAGCUGAGAUAGAAGAAAAGAUUAAAGUAAAUUUUCUUACUGAUACAGCACUGAAAUCUAUUAUGCCUACUACUAAAGAAAUGUUUAAAAAUAUAUAUCUAAAUAAAACUGGAAAUCCACACAUAUUAUGCCAGGAGAGAAUUUUACUGCCUUUUCCUCAGGUUUCUCAUAAUCCAGAAGGUUCAAAUUCAUGCGCCUACAAACCAUCAGUUGUAGUUAAUGCUGACAUAGAGAACUGUGUCUACAAUUCCUGUGAGCAUCAUGGAAAUUGCACUGAGAAUUUUUCUAGCGCAGAAUUGAAACGUAUCACAAAUAUGUAUCAUGAAUCUGGUAAAAAUCUUCGAAGUGCAGUUAACCAAGCUACUGAUGCAACUGCUGAUUUUAGAGCUAGUUUUACAACAAGCCGAGCCAUUAAUGUCAAGAGUUCAGUGGUAUCUAAGGCACAAAACACUGUGAUAACAAUGAUGAAUAAAUGUAGGCCCAGGGAAUGGCUGGGUCCAGAAAUAAUGCCUGUAAUGGCUGACUACAGAAGUGUUGCCUGUAAUACAGACUGGUCGUGUAUAUCUGGCAAUGUGGAGAUGAUUGACUCACAAAUAGCAAUAUCUGAUAUAUUGGAAGAUUGUAUUACUAGUGAUGCAUCAAAACAUGGAUGGAAGUCAAACCCUGAGGAUCCUAUGGAAUGGAGUAAUAGCAGUAGCAAAGAUUUGAAUGAAAUUCCAUACAGGAUGAUGCAGCUAUCAAAAGAAAUAAAUCAUUUGCCAAACUGUUGUAAAGAAAUGCUACAGAAAGCCAUCAAAGCUGAAAUGCAGCUUUUAAAACUUCGUUAUCAGAUGUUUCAUCAGCACUGCUGGCAGACUUGCAGACUUUUUAUGAAAGGAAAGGAAAAUAUAUGCAGUUCUCCACUUGGAACUGGAAAACCGUUAUCAGAAACGUUAUCGUCACAAGAUAAUGAAGUAUCUUCACUGCACUUUAUUACAGCACAAAAAAAUGAAAACAGUGACCCUCAGCAGUGCCUUUCCAAGAAGAACUUGGAGGAGAGAAAAAACAGUAUUGAAGAGAAAAGUUCUUUAAAUACACAAGAAAUCAGUGAAGAGUGGUUUGAUGCUACAGAGAACCCAACAACAAUUGAGUCAUCAGUUUUGUGUACAGACCCUCUAAAGUGGUCUGCAACAGAAACACAGGCAAUAGAAGAAGAAAAAAAAGGAUUGAAAAACAAUUAUUGUGUCCAUGUUGGUGGUCUGAGUCCUUCAAUAUCAGAAGUUGACCUUUGGCUUCAUUUCCAGAAGUAUAACAUUUCUGAGGUUUCUGUUUGUGAGUAUUCUGAAAAUUACAGAUAUGCAUUUCUUAGUUUUAAAACAUCCUGUGAUGCAAAGUUGGCUGUGAAAGAAAUGAAUGAGAGAGAAAUAAAAGGAAAAGCAAUGAAAGUUCGACUUGUAAGGACAGUUAGGGAAAAUGGAAUCCAAGAUUAUCAGAACUGUUUGAAACAAAAGUAUGAAAAUCAAAGGCCGCUUUCUAAAAGGAGACACAAAUAUUGGAAAAACUCUGAUCCAAUUUUGGAAGUUCCUGCUAGAACGUCGGCUACAUUCAUACUGCCUCCAGAUGAACCCUUCUCUUUAAAAAAUUCUGAUGUCUCCAAAGAUGAGUUGAAGUCACCGUUCCCUGUUUUGCCAUUGGCAAAUGUUCCCAGACUUGCCUCAGGCUCUUCAGAAGUGCCCAGUUCUGACAUCGUAUCUUCUAAAUCUUCAUCAAGGAAAGCACCCUUUGAAGUAGAUCAAGAGGAUAUUGCAGAGGGCCUCUUGCCUUUUGGCUCAGUACAGUUUACUCCAAAUCCAUCAUCUACUUUUAUACCUCCAAAUACAUUAAACUUAAGGAGUUUCCGCAAAGUAGUAAAGAAACUGGAAGAGUUACAUCCAGAGAUUAGUAGAGACAACAUUUUGGAUGCUUUGGUAGAGAUAAAAGAAAACAAGGGUCAGCUUAGUGGUUUACCCCUAAGCACAAUUGUUCAGAUGACAUCAUCUCUCCUGAAUAAGAAAUUUGCAUCCCAAUCUGAAAAAAAGGAAUCUGAGAAAUAAACAAACACUUGUGGAUUUCCUGACAUGUCUUCAGUUUACAGCCAUUUUACUUUAUCUCUAAAGAAGCCACUUUUGCAGAUUUGAAACAAUCAGUUGAAGAGUAUUGAAAACCAUGAACCUUCUACAGCAUUUGAAUUUAAACAAGAGUAAAACAUUAAUUUAGGAAAGACGAGUUGCUAGAAAAUGCUUCUGUUUUCACUGUUCAUGUUGUAAUUAGAACUUGGAACUGCAAGGAAAUGACCUAAUGUUUAAUCCUUGCUUCAAACUCGGAGCAUUAACUUUAAUUCAUCAUUUUGUUACCCAUGUUGUCAACUACUGUAAAACAAUAUUAAAAAUAAGUGAACUUUAUAUGGUUAAAAUAUGUAACUGCAAUUUAAAUAGUUGUUAUAGUAUGGUUUAUUUUAUGUUAGUUGAAUUA